AUGUCAUCAUCAACAACAACAACUUCUCCGAAUCGUAAACGACCCAUAUCAUCAUCCAUUCGGUCAUCACCCUCACCACCAUCAGCAAAACGGCAUGGAUUAGCAAAUUCUCGACGUGCGAUCAAAGCAACGACAGAUCAAGCUAAUGAAAGGCACAGUCGAACGAAACGACAAUAUCGACAUGUAGAACAUCGAAAUUCAUCAUGGGAAUUCAGUCAAUCGUCUUCGAACUCGAAUCAUUCUCGGAAAUCUCCUACUGAUGAUCAAAAUGCAAAUGAAUUCUUCGAAAGUUCGAUAAAGCAUAGCAAAUCAAAAUCUGAUAUGCAAAUGGAUAUGCUCUAUACGAAAAAGGCCACAUCGUUAGCAUUAAUUAUGAAACCAUCAGCAAAAACGUAUCAUAGCGAUGAUGAAUACGAACAAAGUCAACAAAUAUCAACUCGAGUUUUAAAUAAAUCGACACCAGUCAUUGUUCCACCAUCGGUUAUGACGAUUGUGAAAAGCAAUUCGGAAUUGUCAAAGAAAUCUUUUCGUCAAGAUAAUGUUAUCAUUCAACAAUAUGAUACAAAUAGCAAUUCGAAUUCUUCAGCUAAAUUGGUAAAAUUAAUUGUCCCUCAAACUACGAAUUCUUCAUCACCAUCCAUCAAAAUGCUCUCCAGUGGCGAUGGUCUGGCAUCGGCUUUACGUAUUCCAACAAAAAUUCAAUUAACAAAACCUUUACUCGCCUCAUCAACUCGACCGGAAAAAUCCUCUUCACUAAUCUCAUCAACAAAUGUUCAUCAAGAUCAAUUAAUACUUUCACCAUCAUCAGCUACGAAUCUACUCGAUGUUCCCGAUCAGCAAUCAGUUCUUGGCGAUUAUCAUUCACCGGCAGCACUGCCACCUACUCCUCCACCUCCUGUUAUUGAUAAUACGAAUUCGAAUCUUCGAAAUGUGUCCGAUACAUUACGAAAGAGAUCAAAUAAAACUUCAACGAUGAAUACGAAAGCUGUUGAAAAAUCAGAUGAACCUAUCUCGGAUGAAGCAAUACUACCAAAACGUCAUUCAUCAACCUCAACUGAUUGGUCUGUUCCACCGACAAGCGAACUAUCUCCUACAUCUUUGACAUCUUCGUCGCCAGAUUUAACUCAAAACUAUUGUCCAACUGAUGAUUCUUUCGUUGAACUCGAUUCAUCGAUUAACAUCAAAGAUUCAGUCAAACGUCAAAGUCGUUCAUUAUCAACAUCAUAUUCAACCCUCCCCUCGUUUACUACGUCCUAUCUACAAUCCAAUGAUGAAACAUUCUUAAAACCAAACAAAUCAAAAUCAUUGACACGUCCGACGGCUAAUUCCGAUGGGCAAGUCAUGUUAAUUAAUAAAAAACGAUCUUUGCAAAAAUCGCCAACUUUGCAAGCGGGUUCAUCCCAAUGUAUAAAAAGACGACGACGUGCCAAUGAAACUCCUGUCAAAAGUCAUUACAAUGAAAAACUCUAUAAAUCGAAAACAAAACACUUCAAACUGGAAUUGAAUGAUGAAUUCGUCAUCAAAGAUCUCUUAUUUGAAAUGAUUGAACGAGUUGUUUCGACUAGUAAUGAUCAAGCGUUGAAAACUUUACUCAAUACAUCUAUUUCAAACAUAAAACAGAUAAUACCAAUAGUUCGAGUAUCCAAUCGUAAAACGACUUUUCUCCGAACGAACAAAAAAACGAAUUCAUCAAAACCCAAUGAAUCACGUUCGAAGGUUAUCACACAGCAAGAAUUAGACGAACAGGCUUAUCUACUCCACACGAAAGACCAACGUGGAAAUUAUGAACGAGUUACUAAUCCGGCCAAAGUCGAAGAACCAACUUUGUUAAUAUUUGUUGCAAUAACUCUUGUAAAAUCAACUCGACAAUCUGUUUUAGGAAUGCUUGAGAUGUGGUCUGAGAUGAGCGAACAAAAGAAGAAUAUUUAUUACAAACGAGUUAUUCAAUUAUAUAAAAAACCCAAUCGUGAUGUUGUCAUUACAUCAUCAAGUCUAGAAAAUCAUUCAUUCUUAUCGACUGAUUCAACUGAUAAUACCAAUUCAUCAACAUUAUCGAUCAGUUCGUUAUCUGUUGAUUUCAAACGACAAACAUCAACACCUUUAUCUUUUCAUUCGGUUCCUUCGUCGAUCAAUGAUGAUCAAUCAACAAUAUCUUCGAAUGAAAGCAGCUCUAAAACGAAUAUCUCAAGUGAUAUUGUCAAUGAAUUAAUCAAUGGUGCCAAAGGUUUAGAUAGAUUAUCGUCUUCGCCAACAGUUUUCAUCGAUUCGAUCCAAAAUUUCGUACGAUUACCAACGGACAAACAAAUUCAAACUGUUCGAAAUCUUGAACAACAACUUGAAAAAAAAUGUUCAACUCAAUUAAACCGUGCGAAUAUCUUUUGUACCCAGAAAAUCAAUUAUUUCGCCACGAAAUAUCAAAUCAGCUCGUCAAAUGAAUCUAAGAAUGAAUUAACUUUAAUCGUCAAAUAUUUCUACUUCUUUGUUUUAUCAUUGAACUGUCAGAAACAGGAAGGAAUUUUUCAAACUAUUUUAACUCAAAUUCUGAAUGGAAACUAUACAUCUAUUGAUGAAUCAUAUUGUUCACCAGUUUUAACAAGUGUUAUCGAAGAUCUCAUUCUCUGUUCGUCAUUAGCGAAUGAUUAUUUAGCUUCUCAGCCAAUGAUUAUGAACGAUGUGGAAUAUUCAUUACCAUGUGUACGAAAUUCGGAAUUAGAAAACGAAUUAACUCAUAUGAAUUUAUCAUCAGAUUUAUUCACAAAUGCAAAUGAUUUGCAAGAUUACUUAAAUCGUUGUGAAAAUGCAACUAUAAACAUUCCAUGUUAUUCUGUCCAACAGUCUCAGCAUUCGUCGAUGUAUUAUCCAACUUAUCAUUCCUCUUCUCAAUACUAUUAUCCACCAUCACAAUCAAACGAUAUGAAUAAUUAUUAUUAUAAUACCAAUCCUUCAACACCUUACCCACAUUCAUCACAAAUGUUUUCAUACAAUCAAUCAACAUCUUAUUAUCAUCCUGCAGAUACCUAUGCAAAUAAUAAUAAUAAUGAAAAAUUUAAAUACUAUUAUAAUCCUCAGCAAUCAACAUAUCCGUAUUCAUCACAAGUGAACAGUACUACUGACAUUCCAAUAUCAACGAAUUCUUCACUUCAUCGAUCGUAUCACCAGAUGAAUCCCAAUUUACAAAGAACGUUUAGUAAUUCUCAACAACCAACAACAUCUUCACCUGUGUUCGAUUCACCGUCAGUUGUUUCUCCACAAUCAAAACUAUUGAACACAAGAAAUCCAAAUUAUUCAUCCUAG
This is a messenger RNA of Adineta ricciae, 3294 nucleotides long. The record is from the annotation of a GenBank genome assembly. NCBI's taxonomy places the organism in Eukaryota, Metazoa, Rotifera, Eurotatoria, Adinetida, Adinetidae.